This is a messenger RNA of Acanthaster planci (crown-of-thorns starfish), 2574 nucleotides long. It is a transcript of the gene psmd7, whose product is annotated as proteasome 26S subunit, non-ATPase 7. The record is from RefSeq and is a predicted model, not a curated record. Gene Ontology annotation, molecular function: metallopeptidase activity; protein binding. NCBI's taxonomy places the organism in Eukaryota, Metazoa, Echinodermata, Asteroidea, Valvatida, Acanthasteridae. Gene Ontology annotation, cellular component: proteasome regulatory particle; proteasome complex. Gene Ontology annotation, biological process: proteasome-mediated ubiquitin-dependent protein catabolic process.
ACUCUUGAAUGAAACUCGGCAAGUCAUCUUGCAUGCCUUUUCCUUCUGGGCGCGCACCCCUGCUGUAUAUUUGUAGGCAAACGAAAGUUUGAGAGCUUACAAGUGGCUGUAAAUUCUCUGCUUGUUACCUGUAAAUGAGUGUUUCAAAGAAGGGAUGCCCCUCCCGCAGUUAGAAAUAAACAAGGUGGUAGUUCACCCCUUGGUGCUGCUGAGUGUAGUAGAUCAUUUCAACAGAAUACGAAAUCAGAAGAGAGUUGUUGGCGUUCUGCUUGGUGCUUGGAGAAAAGGGGUUCUGGAUGUUUCGAACAGUUUUGCUGUGCCUUUCGAUGAGGAUGACAAAGACAGUACAGUGUGGUUUCUGGACCAUGACUACUUGGAAAGCAUGUACGGCAUGUUCAAAAAAGUCAACGCUCGAGAGAAGAUAGUCGGUUGGUACCACACUGGUCCUAAAUUGCAUCAGAAUGACAUAGGGAUCAACGAAGUCAUCAGACAAUACUGCCCAAGUUCAGUUCUAGUAAUCAUUGAUGCCAAGCCCAAGGAGCUGGGACUCCCAUCAGAAGCAUACAUUGCAGUGGAAGAGGUCCAUGAUGAUGGCACCCCAACCAGUAGGACCUUUGAGCAUGUACCAAGUGAGAUGGGGGCAGAGGAAGCUGAGGAGGUGGGCGUUGAGCAUCUUCUCAGGGAUAUCAAGGACACCAGCGUGGGCAGCUUGUCCCAACGCAUCACAGGCCAGUUGCUGGGCUUAAAGGGCUUUUUCUCCCAGAUGCAGCAUGUCCAGAGCUACCUAGAGCAGGUGGCUGCCGGCAAGCUGCCCAUCAACCACACCAUCAUCUAUCAGCUCCAGGACAUCUUCAACCUCUUGCCAGACGUCAACCUGCGGGAGUUUGUGCGCUCGUUCGUGGUGACCACCAACGACCAGAUGCUGGUGAUCUACCUGGCGUCGCUGAUCCGCUCCGUCAUCGCCCUGCACAACCUAAUCAGCAACAAGGUGCAGAACCGGGACCUUGAGAGGCAGGAGGGCAAGCCCGAGGCCAAGGACAAGAAAGAGAAAGGCCAGGGAGACAAGGAUAAGUCAGAAAAGGACAAAGAUGACAAGGACAAAACAGACAAGGCCGGCGGCAAGGAAACCCCAUCUAAGGAAGAUAAGAAAUCAGCAACCGGAAAGAAGAAGUGAUGACAAGUGAAUUUAUAUGUGUGUUUAAAGAUAUUAGGAGAUCUUCUUUUGAAAAGGAAAAAAAAAUGUUUUGUGUACAACCCAGCCAUGUCAAAGAUACAGCCUCAAGUUGCGGCCACAUUGCUUCUCGAUAUUCAUUCUGUAGAAAUGUUUGGCAAUUAGUGAUACUCGGAGCUUGCAUUGCUAACCACUAACACAGACAACUCCUUAGGAUUCCACUUAUCGAGGAGCACUAUGUACUUGUUUCUCGGUUUCAGUUGGCAGUAACAAAUCUUCUAACCUUAACCUCAGAUUGUCAUGCUGGAUGUGACCAGGUGAAGGCUUCACACAGCUGACUGGUUGGAAAUGCCGUGCUGCUGAAAAAUGUUGCUCAGAGAAAAGCAGUAUGACGACUGCAAUUUCAUUGUGAUGUUUGCCAUUUGUUACUGCGUGAACCGUUUGCUUUGCUGUCACAUGGAAGUGAAGUGUGAACUCUGACUAGUAUUGAAUUGUAACGUCUAAGGUCUUUUCAUGAAGGGGAGGGGCAUGGGAGAGGGCGGAACACUGGUAUUGGUAAAAUGCUGUUUUGUCUCAGCGGUGUGCCCCUCUCCUGGUCGGGUUCAGAUAUUCAGAACGUGUUACAGAAAAACAAGCACGUGUUGCGCUCCUUUAUGACAUCAGUGGCAGUAGUCUCAAAUGUACAAAAUGUAUUGUGGGGUUACUUGUGUGUCCAUUCUCGGUAAGAACUUCAUCUGGCGGACAAGACCUUUAUUGCUGCAUAUUCGCAGUAAAAAAUUUCCACUGCUCUGCUUAUUUGCUAAAUAGAGGAGCUGUCUGUUGAUCAUAAUGACCAGCAGUAUGUGCCCGUAUGUUAAAAGCCUUUUAUGAAAAAGAAAGGGAAUUUUAAAAACCCUUUUUUUCUGAGGCUGAGGAAAACUGUGUUUAAGGUAACCCCUGCAGAUUGUCUUGGUGAAUGGGUUGAAAAGUAGUCAUCAGUUAUAUUUUGCAACCUUUUGAUGUUUAUCUGCAUUGGUCUUCUACCUUAACUUUGAUUAGCCUUGAUGAAAUUCUGGUUAAUUAAUUUGCAUCAUCGUGGUUAUAUUCACCAGUUUGAUACAUUUGUUCAAUUAAUUAGUAAAGGGAUAAAAUUGAUAACUACUAUAGGUCAAGCUUCAUUUAAAUUUUCAUAAUAAACCUUUGUGGCCACAUAGGUUGAUAAAAAUUGUGGUCAGAAAUCUUGCCUCCAUAAAACAAGGUAGGUGAAAAGGUUGGGUAAGCAUAUACGUGUAUUUCCUGAUCUGUUGAAAUAAGUGUCAAAUGAUAACCUUUUUCCCCCACGUUUGUCAGUUCACGUGAGACAUUGUCAUGAAUAAAUAAAUAACUCAAUGAGUAAUACAUAUCUAGCUUGUCUGCAGGUAAAU